CUCAACCACCAAAUAGGCUCUGUGGUGUUCCACACCCGUCGUAGCUUGUGGCUCUUCCUGACCGUCGUAUCUCUUUAAUUUGUCGCAGAUCAUAUACACAAUUGCAUAUAACAGGACCUAGCUAGUAAUUACUAAUUAGUAUAGUUAGCUAGUACAGAAAAUGAAGGCACUACUUUUGACCUUGAUCCUCUUUGCUCUCUGCGCUUCACAUGCAUACUCUCAAUCACCUGUCACACAUCCGCAAAAGCCGAACAACGAGACCGUUCUGAGGAUCUCCAAGCAACUAUGCUUGGGAUGCAUUGGGGAGUCACUCCAGUUCUUGUUCCAACACAACAUGGUCAGGGCAGCAAAGUGGGAGGUGCCACUCAUGUGGGACUUCCAGCUCGAGAGGUACGCACGGUGGUGGGCAGGCAUCCGAAAAGCCGACUGCAAGCUGCAGCAUUCGUUCCCGGAAGACGGGUUCAAGCUGGGAGAGAACAUCUACUGGGGCAGCGGCUCGACGUGGACUCCGAUCGACGCAGUGAAUACUUGGGCGGCUGAGGAGAAGUACUACACUUACGCAACCAAUAUGUGCGAAGAGGGUCAAAUGUGCGGGCACUAUACUCAGAUAGUCUGGAAGAGUACGAGGAGAGUGGGGUGUGCUAGGGUUGUUUGUGAUGAUGGAGAUGUGUUCAUGACUUGUAAUUAUGAUCCGCCUGGUAAUUAUAUUGGUGAGAAGCCCUAUUAAAUAAAUGUUCAAUUUUAGUUAAGUGCUUAAUUAUAUGGUGUCAUUGGUGUUUCGUGAUAGUUGGACUUGGGACUUGAUAGUCCUUCUGU
Argentina anserina (silverweed cinquefoil) is the source of this 816-nucleotide messenger RNA. RefSeq names its product pathogenesis-related protein PR-1-like. NCBI's taxonomy places the organism in Eukaryota, Viridiplantae, Streptophyta, Magnoliopsida, Rosales, Rosaceae. Bases 161 to 727 code for a protein of 188 amino acids. The transcript has a single exon. Gene Ontology annotation, cellular component: extracellular region. The record is from RefSeq and is a predicted model, not a curated record.